CGAGCAAAGGUUAUUUGGCAUCAAAUUUCUAAGAAGAAUCUUUAAAUAAGAAGGAACGGCUUUCCUAAACCAAUUCUGUUGGUACCAGGUGUCAUCGUGUACAAUGGCUGUUGCGAAGGGGGAUUGUGUUGCGGUUUUAUCAACAAUUUUCCAAUGGUUUGGUUUGUUUUGCUCUCGUUCACCUGUGGAAAUCUUGGUUGUGUGGCUGACGACAUUUGCUUGUUUUCUCACCUUGGGUCUUUACGAACUUUCUCUUAUUCCUAAUUUUAAAGAUCUUGAUUCAAACUUGGCCGAGGAUCAUUUGAAGACGUGGGCAUUUGGGACAACAAGUUAUGUUUUGAUGAUUUCAUAUCUAUAUUAUCGAUGCAAAAAAUUGGUUACCCAAGAAUCAAGAGCUCUUGUUGGAAUGACCAUCAUGCAUAUAAUUGUGUCAUCAUUGAUAUUUAUUUCAACAAUGCUUGCUCUGUUUGGUAGAGAUUGGACACAUAUCAGAGAGGCAUUGCCAUUUUGUAUUCUUUUGAUCGAUAUUAAAAAAGUGAAUGUGAUUGAAAAACUAGUUUUGUCUUCAACAUCUAUGGAGGAUGUCCAUUUGAAAAUAUCCAAAGGUUCUGGCAAGAUUGGACCAACACUUACAUUGAAUACCAUUGUUGAAGCUUUGGUCAUUUUGAUUGGGACAUAUUCAGGAGUGAAAUCAAUCGAGAUUCUGUGCAUUCUUGUAGUAGUUGCAGUUAUUGUAAAUUAUCUUGUAUCAGUGAGUUUUGUACCCGCUGCUCUAUCACUUUAUGCUGAGUUAAGUCAUGUUGACAGUUACAAUGAAGGGAAAAAACUACCUGAGAAAAAAACAGAUGAAAAUGUUAACUAUAUAUCCAAUCCAGUUGUGCAACAAGUUAAAAUGAUAAUGUCAAUUGGUCUAGGAAUGGUCCAUAUACAUCUGUACAUGUCAUCAUUGGGAGAAAACAGCCGUGUAACUUUGGGAAGCAUGCCUUUACAUAAUAUUUGGGGACUUGGUGACAUGUCAACUGAACAGGUGAUUACUGUGACACUGGCUCUUAUUUUUGCUGCAAAGUACAUAUUUGAGAAUGACUAUGUACGUUCGUCCACAAAAACAAUCCAAAAUGGUGAAUUGUUUGAUGGUACAUUGAAAAAUGGCACUUUGAAGAAUGGCCUUGUUAAAAAAGGCAGUUUUAAUUAUUUAAAUGGCAAUCUGUCAAGAGUGGAAAACGAUCCUGACAGUAUGACUAUUGCAAGAAAAGCAUUGUUCACAAUCGGUGAAGGAUUACAAGAAAAAGUUUCUGCUUUGGUCAGCUCUGCAACUAUGGCUGCAAAGUCUGCCACUUUAGACAAUUCAAAUCUUGAUGGUGAUACAGAUGAAGAAAUAUUAAGAAAAAUUGAUGCAAAGUCAGUUGCCCUGCAUCAGUUGGAGAAGAGGUUGACUGAUUUGACUCGAGCUGUAAACAUAAGGAGAAUUGUUAUCGAGAAAAAAUUAUCAAACAAUGGUAAACUAACCAAUUUACCCUAUGAAACUUAUGAUUAUUCAAAGGUGAUUGGCUCAUGUUGUGAGAAUGUUGUUGGAUACAUGCCAAUUCCAGUUGGUGUGGCUGGUCCAUUGUUAUUGGAUGGUCAGGUAUAUUAUGUUCCUAUGGCAACAGUUGAAGGAUGUCUGGUUGCUAGCACAAACAGAGGAUGUCGAGCAUUGGCAUCUAGUGACGGUGUACGGAGUCGAUUACUUUCUGACGGUAUGACUCGUGGACCUGCUGUUAGGUUUCCUUCAGCAUUACAAGCGAGCGAUGUAAAGGAAUGGUUGAACAACGAAAAAAAUUUUGCUGAUGUAAAAGAAGCCUUUGAUUCCACUAGUCGAUUUGCAAAGCUACAGAGCAUAAAGUGUGCUCUUGCAGGGCGCUUGCUGUUUCUUCGUUUCAAGGCAACCACCGGUGACGCAAUGGGAAUGAAUAUGAUAUCGAAGGGCACCGAGCGGGCUUUGGCUUAUCUUCAAGAUCGCAAUCCAGAAAUGGAAAUUAUCAGCAUUAGUGGAAAUUAUUGUACAGAUAAAAAGUCCGCAGCUGUCAACUGGAUAGAAGGAAGGGGAAAAUCUGUUGUUUGCGAGGCUAUUAUACCUGCUAAUGUCGUAUCUAAAGUUUUAAAGACAUCAGUUUCCGCUUUGGUUGACGUAAAUACAAACAAAAAUCUUGUUGGUUCGGCAAUCGCCGGUUCAUUGGGAGGUUUCAAUGCUCAUGCAGCUAACAUUGUGACAGCUGUUUUCCUCGCGACUGGACAGGAUGCUGCCCAGAAUGUUGGUAGCAGUCAAUGUAUGACGUUGAUGGAGAGAUGUGGCCCUGGACAAGAAGACCUGUACAUGAGCUGUACAAUGCCAUCGAUAGAAGUUGGUACAGUGGGAGGUGGAACAGUCUUACAACCACAAGGUGCUUGUCUCGAGAUGUUAGGUCUGCUUGGAGCUCACAAAACUAAACCAGGCGAGAAUGCGGCUCAGUUGGCAAAAGUUGUUGCUGGAACUGUUAUGGCUGGAGAAUUAUCGUUAAUAAGUGCUUUAGCUGCAGGACAUCUGGUGAAGAGUCACAUGACCCAUAAUAGGUCCAAGGUUGACUUAAAAGAUAUGAUAAAAGUAUGUCCACUGCCAUAAUAGAAAUAAUCAAAGCGAACAUCAUCAUGGUUUUGGAUUUAAUCUGACAGCGAAGCAGUGAUUUGCUCAACUGUGAUUCAUACUGCUACGUUUCCCACUUUUGGAAGUAAUGGAACAAGAACAUUCCCAGGAACGUUUGCGGUUUGCCCAGCAAAUAGAAACUACACGAUGCUUCAAUGAUGUGCACACUUAAUUUAUUGUCACAUAAAACUGUUAAAUGUUCAUUUGUAUCUGAAAGCUAUUAAACUGUUGAAGUGAGUUGUUUUUAGUGCAAAGCUGAAUGGAAAUGUUACAAGAUAUUUUGUGUAAUAUGUGUAUAUUAUUAAAUUACGUAAACUUUCGUAACCAAAUGGUUUUUAGAAUUCCAA
This is a messenger RNA of Xenia sp. Carnegie-2017, 3006 nucleotides long. RefSeq names its product 3-hydroxy-3-methylglutaryl-coenzyme A reductase-like. NCBI's taxonomy places the organism in Eukaryota, Metazoa, Cnidaria, Anthozoa, Malacalcyonacea, Xeniidae. The record is from RefSeq and is a predicted model, not a curated record. Bases 104 to 2638 code for a protein of 844 amino acids. Gene Ontology annotation, cellular component: endoplasmic reticulum membrane; peroxisomal membrane. Gene Ontology annotation, molecular function: protein binding; hydroxymethylglutaryl-CoA reductase (NADPH) activity. The transcript is spliced from 22 exons. Gene Ontology annotation, biological process: sterol biosynthetic process; isoprenoid biosynthetic process; coenzyme A metabolic process.